AUGUCAUCAUUUCAUGCUGAUGAACCAAUUGAAGAAAAUUCUCAGCCAAGCUCUUUAUUUUUUGCAACUGAAAGAGGAAUAAUAAAGAUUGUCGAAGAGAUGCUUAAAUUGUGUCUGCAAUUAGUUGAGUUUAAGAAUCAUCAAAAACAAAACAUAUUGCAUGUGGCCAGUCAGCACCGUCAGAAGGAGAUAUACAAUCUCGUGAAAUCGAUGAAGAUACCAAUGAAAAGGUUAGUCCGAGGGAUUGACAAAAAUGGCUACACCAUUUUACACCAUGCUGCAAACAUGAAGGAUGACGAUAAAGAAACUCACCCUAUAAGACCUGUCUACCAACUGCAAGAAGAGCUAAAGUGGUACAAGCGUGUAGAGAAGAUGACGCCCUCCCAUUAUUGCGUGUUUCUAGAGUCUGAGUUUCAUAAGAAUUGCAAAGAACUCUUCAUUAUCAAGCAUAGUAGACUAUUAAAGGAUGCCCAGAAAUGGAUAAAAGAGACUUCUCAGUCUUGA
Messenger RNA from Pistacia vera, 504 nucleotides. RefSeq lists its product as uncharacterized. The transcript is spliced from 2 exons. Bases 1 to 504 code for a protein of 167 amino acids. The record is from RefSeq and is a predicted model, not a curated record. NCBI's taxonomy places the organism in Eukaryota, Viridiplantae, Streptophyta, Magnoliopsida, Sapindales, Anacardiaceae.